Messenger RNA from Salvelinus namaycush (lake trout), 5576 nucleotides. Its product is annotated as C-terminal-binding protein 2-like. Bases 295 to 1623 code for a protein of 442 amino acids. The transcript is spliced from 11 exons. The record is from RefSeq and is a predicted model, not a curated record. NCBI's taxonomy places the organism in Eukaryota, Metazoa, Chordata, Actinopteri, Salmoniformes, Salmonidae. Gene Ontology annotation, molecular function: transcription corepressor activity; NAD binding; oxidoreductase activity, acting on the CH-OH group of donors, NAD or NADP as acceptor.
CGUUGUGUACACUGGUACGGCGGGAGGCCUGACCCCCCAUGAACCGGCGACUUCCUCUUUUUCAGAUUUCAUGGCGAUCGGGAGAGAGGGAAGACCACCGAAGCACGCACACUGUCUCAAUCCAACCGAAAUACAAUUAUUUAGUGAGAUCUAAGCAGACAGACACUGAACGGAUUCUCCUGCUGGUGUUGCUCAGUGGGCAGUAGUGGUUUCUAGUGCUGGUGUUCUGUUGAAGGGGCUCCUUAGCGCUCUGUGCUGUUGUCUUGCUGUGUCCUGGGUUAGGACUGCCAGCCUAUGGCUCUAAUGGACAAACACAAAGUAAAGCGACAAAGACUUGACCGCAUUUGUGAGGGCAUCCGCCCACCUAUCCUGAACGGGCCCAUGCACCCUCGGCCCCUGGUGGCCCUGCUGGACGGGCGUGACUGCACCAUAGAGAUGCCCAUCCUCAAGGACGUGGCCACUGUGGCCUUCUGUGAUGCCCAGUCCACCCAGGAGAUACACGAGAAGGUGCUGAACGAGGCAGUGGGGGCUCUGCUCUACCACACCAUCACUCUCUCCAGAGACGACCUGGAUAAGUUCAAAGGCCUCCGAGUCAUUGUCAGGAUCGGCAGUGGCUUCGACAACGUCGACAUCAAAGCUGCAGCUGAGCUGGGCAUCGCAGUGUGUAACGUGCCAGCGUGCUCGGUGGAGGAGACGGCCGACACGUCCAUGUGUCUGAUCCUGAACCUGUACCGCCGCGUCACCUGGAUGCAUCAGGCCCUGAGGGAGGGCACCAGGGCCUCCAGCGUGGAGCAGAUCAGGGAGGUGGCCGGGGGAGCUGCCCGCAUCCGGGGGGAGACGCUGGGCAUCAUCGGCCUGGGUCGUGUGGGCCAGGCGGUGGCUCUGCGGGCCAAGGCGUUUGGUUUCGGGGUGAUCUUCUACGACCCCUACCUGCCUGACGGAGUGGAGCGCUCCCUGGGCCUGCAGAGGAUGGCUACGCUCCAGGACCUGCUCAUCCACUCUGACUGUGUCUCUCUACACUGCAGCCUCAACGAACACAACCACCACCUCAUCAACGACUUCACCAUCAAACAGAUGCGCCAGGGAGCGUUCCUGGUGAACUCUGCGCGGGGAGGCCUGGUGGAUGAGAAGGCUCUGGCUCAGGCCCUGAAGGAAGGACGGAUACGAGGAGCCGCACUAGACGUCCACGAGACAGAGCCCUUCAGUUUCUCCCAGGGCCCUCUGAAGGAUGCUCCCAACCUCAUCUGUACCCCCCACACGUCCUGGUACAGUGAGCAGGCCUCCAUCGAGGCCAGAGAGGAGGCUGCCAGGGAGGUGCGCCGUGCCAUCACUGGGCGUAUCCCAGACAGUCUGAAGAACUGUGUGAAUAAGGAAUAUCUGAUGGCAGCGUCCCAGUGGCCCAGUAUGGAGGCUGCAACAGUCCACCCUGAACUCAACGGAGGCGGUGCAUACAGGUUUCCUGUGGGUCUGAUCAGCGUAGCAUCAGGGGUUCUGACGGGGGCGGGAGCAGGGGUAGAGGCCCUGGCUCACGCCAUCGCCCCUGUGUCCCAUCCCCCCCACACCUCAUCGCCAGGGCAACUCAGCAAGGCAGAGGCAGACAGAGACAUCCCCUCUGACCAAUAGCACCCCAACAUUCCUCCGUCACCCCUGGAAACCAACAACCCCACCCUCUCCUCCCACCAUCAUCAUCACCACCAACCCUCCUCUCCGACCUCAGGCAGAUUGACACUGGGGUUCCGGUUUGAUCCGGUUCGAUCUGGAUCUGUUCAAGCGCCGGUCCUUCAGAACACAGUACCAGCCCAGGAGUGACCUGCCGUCCACAAACUCCCCCCCCUCCGUAACCCUUCCUCGGACCCACUCAACCCCCCCCCCCCCCCAUGGACCCCUAUCUCCCCCUCUAUCCAUAUUCCCCCCACAACAACAAACCUUCAGCAAUAACUUUCUUCUCAAGUAUUCAAUUGGAUUGGUAUUUUCAUUAUUUUUUUUAUUCUUUUGAGAAAAAACAAAACAUUUAGUUAUUGUUUUGAGUAGCAUUUCUCCAGCAAAGCUGGACCGAGAGUCUGGCUGUUAUGAUCCAUGAGAGAGGCGUGAAGGCUUGGCCCGGCGUACAUUAGUGGCUUUCUGAUGUUACUGCAAUCCUUUCUCUUAUGCCUCUCUCUUUCUUUCUCUCUCUCUCUCUCUCUCUCUCAUUUUAGUAAAUAUGGAAAAUGUGUACAAAAGUAAGACACACAACACAUCGGGCUUCUAUUGUCCCGAUAAUUCCUAGCCUGAUCCUAGAUCUGUAUCUAGCUAGCUUUAGCCAAGUCAGCUAAAGCACAUACAGAUCUGGGACCAGGCUACCUGAUUCCCUGUCUGUUGGCUAGUGUAGGGAUGAAUAAUGUCAGUGAAGGGCUGUGUUAAACCCUGUGAGUCUUGUCUCUUCUCCUCAAGAUGGUGAACCCUCUCCUUUGGCAGGCGACAAUUCUCUUCCCUGCUUUUAUAUCCCCUUUUGUUCCAGCGCCAGUCACUUCCUGUUGAAAGGUCAGAUGGAUGGUGUCCUAUGUUGUGCUCUGUGUCGUCACUCAUCAGGCCCUUGCCCACGACGUGGUCUUAUACUCAGCAACAGUUAUGUGAAGUGUUUAUUCUGUGAAGGCUGUCCCCUGAACCGGUGUGUAGCUUCAAGAUCACGUGAGAACAGUUUCAUAUCAGUUGGAUUGUGGCUUUUAACCCCCUCCCCCCCACACACAAAAAAGGUCGAACUAUUGUUCAAGGGCCUUUUUGUUUCUGAGGCACUUAGCACCAAGUACACACAGACACACACAGCGAGCUUGCAACAUUGUUAGCUUGAGCCCAGUGGGCAGCACAGGUCAGCUGUGUAGGACUGAGGUUUGGCCAGCAGGGGGUGCCAUUGCCAUCUGAAUGCUCAGUCUGUGGCUGUGCUCAGAGAGAGGGGCAGUGAUUUGGCUGCAGCGUUGCGUAUAACCAGCCUAGCAGCUACCCCUGGGUUUUCUUAACACGUCCACACGAAGCAGUCAGCCAUAGGGAAGGUGAGGUACAACUCUUUUUGCCGUGACGUCAUUAAUUACCGGCUGACUUCCAAAGACAACCAGGACGCGUGACAAGGCAAGGACUCGCUGUCUUUCUCUCUCCCAGACCUCUCCGAUGUAUAUCUCAGUCCAUCCACCCAACCUCUCUCUCACCCCAUCCAGCCCUUGGAAGAACUCUGCUCUCCACUAGUGCUUUUAUCAGCAAGUGUGGAUCCACCCAUCCCUUUAAGAUUCGGCAGUGUAGCCGGCGAGUUGGUUCAACCAUCCCUUUAAGAAGACAGAGAUUCACCGUUCCCGUUAAGACCAAAGGGAGAGUGUGUGGAGUCUUUAUUCUUACAUAAUCAUAGUGGCUUUUCAAAGGCGACCGUGUUGUCUGCGUGUGGACCCCUCCCAUCCCCCAUUGGUUGUAUUGACAAGUCGUUGUCUUUCUGAAAGAGUAGUCCCUACGAGAAACUCUUAACGCCGUCGUCUCUCGUUGUUUCAAGGGAAUACCUUUUUAUAGUACCUCAGUAACAGAUAUUGAAUGUACGUUCAAACCCGUUUCUUUUUUGUACAGCUUUUGUAGAGACCCCUUUGCUAUUCCUGACCAGAAGGGUUGUAAAAAUGGUAACAAUGACGAUGAUAAAAAACACCCCACUCAAUAACCGAAUUGACCAAACAACUUUUUAGGAUUUCUCUGCGGGUUUUUUUCUUUUCUUCCCACUGUCAAAAAUCUCAGGCACCGAGACCAGUUACUUAUCUCUCGUCUUCACCUUAAAUGUUAUACUUCAUUUGUUUCUCUGUGGGGGAAAAAUGAGCACACCGCUUUCCCGCGAUUCUACAUUUCGACAUCAGAUUCCAGUUGAUCUGACAAGCUUCUUCGAGCUCCUGUUCUACAGCACAGUGAAACUUGGAUUCGAUUUCAAAGUGUCAGCAUGAACCGUUUUUGUCUGGAAUGUAGAACUAUAUACGCCUUUCUACUUUCCCUAAUGUCAUGCUGCUCUAGCUAUUGUGCAUGUGGGGUAUUUUUGGAGGGCAACCGCUAUUGGCCUAAAGCUUGUCAUCUUGUUGUCCACCCUUUGCUCCCCAGUGCUUAACCCUUAACCCAAGUUGCCAUUUUGUGGUGGUCAGUAACCAGUGAUGUACAGUUUUUUCCCCUUCCUACCAGAGUCUAUGAGGACAUGGACAUGAGGACAUUAUAGGCUCCUGUGUCAUGUGAUGAGUAUAUAUUUUUUUAAAUAUCCCCCAUAGUUUGAAUUAUGAGCUUAAAUAGUGACCGUAAAUUGCCGUUGAUGAUAUUGAUGACAUUUUUUGGGUUGUUUUCAGUUCAUCAAUGUGUUCAAAUCCAUUUAAUUUUUUUGACUCUUCAUCUGUAAUCGCUGUGUUCUACAUGUUGUACUGAAACAUUUCAGAAACAAACGUUUGAGUUUUUUUUUUUUUUUUUUUUUUUUUGUCUUAGCUGCCCUGCUGUAUUUAGCCUCUCCCUGUAUAGUAACUGUUAACUCUCCCUGUAUAGUAGCCGUAGAGUUGCCAUGGAAACACUCACUGCCUUAAACACAGUUGACCACAGUAGGUGGGGUAGGAGAGACACAGUCAGACGAAACCCCGCUAACAACUCACACCGUAAGGACGUUAUUCAAUCAAACACUGGUGACACGGUUUCCCGGAUAAGUCAAAAAUAACAUUCUCUCCACAGAGCUAAAAAGGGUAUUUUGAUUUGACAUGCAGUUGAGUGUCUUAAGUUUCACACUGCAAAUGUGAAGUACUUUUGUUGAGUACAUCAAUCAAAAUAUGCAUUCUCUCAGUCCAGAAAGAACAUUUCUGGGUUAACCAGGUGAGCCAUUUUGAUUGAAUUUCCCCUACAUGUAGGUCACUGUCAGUGCUACAGACUGAAGGAAAGUCCAUCUGAUAUUUCACUCUGAGGUGUGAGAAUGUUCCCCCCCCCUGCUCCGGGCGCUCUGAAAGUCUUUCAUGGCCAGCCCCGAGUCUCAGGGGGCAACAGCGGACACUGAUGUUGUCUGUCAGACCAGCUGAAAAUGAUGGAUAGAAUUGGUCACUUUUCUCUCUCAGGGUUGAAAUGCACACAUAUCCUCCCGCAGCCUCUUUCUCUCCCCCCUGUCUGUUCUGUGUUCCCGCGCUCCUCAGAAUGUUGAGCAGUCUCCUGACUUCCAGAAGGCCCUCACCAUUCUCUCCCUUCAUUUGUACACCGUGAGUUCUUGUGUUUGGUUUUACCUUCUGUUCUUUGGCACUGACAUCUAACCUUCAUCUAGCAAUGAAUGAAUAAAUGUUUUAAAUGAGCUGUGUGUAAUGUUGGAAUUUGGGAAAUGUAUUUUUACAACAUGUGAACAUGAGUUUUUAUUUUUUUUGGGGGGGGGGGUGGUGUCUUUCACUCAUCCGUUGUCGUGAAUUCAUUGAUUUACUUUCACCAGACUCCUGUAACGUCUCCUGUAACUAGGCUCUUAAGCUUUAUAUUUGUUUUGUUUACUUUUUUUAUUAGAAACAAUCAUGUUUGUGAUGGUAAUUUCCGAUGGUAAACUCCACACCGUAUUUUAAUAAAAUCCAAAAAAUGUA